Messenger RNA from Mycena indigotica, 1566 nucleotides. RefSeq names its product Elongation factor 2. Lineage: Eukaryota; Fungi; Basidiomycota; Agaricomycetes; Agaricales; Mycenaceae. The coding region runs from base 1 to 1566 and encodes 521 amino acids. The transcript is spliced from 6 exons. The record is from RefSeq and is a predicted model, not a curated record.
AUGGCCGUACGGCCCAUAAAAUGGCUUCUUCUUCUUCGAGUCGAAGAAGAUAUGCUCUCCCAUCCGAUUGUUCCUCUUAUACUGGCGACCGUAGCGCUUGCAGUCACAAACAACUCUCCAAGAUUGGAUCAGGCAGCCGAGCAGCUCUUUCAUGACCGAUUAUACCAAACUAACCUUCGUGGUCCUCGGUGGACCGGAAACGAGAACCAAAACACGCUUACUACGACGGUGGCAACCGCUCUGCAGAUCGCUGGUCUUACGGUACAGACAUUGAACACAAGCUUUUCCCGAUGGGAUCCACGCUGGUGGUCUCUGAGCCUCAAACUCACCGAUGGCACGACACUCGGAUUGCCUACGACUGGAUAUUGGCCAUAUUCCGGUGACUCUGGCUUACAGGGAGUGAAUGCCCGUGUUAAGGAUGCUGGCUCGUACGCAUUAUUCCCCAAUCAGACUGCCAACGUAAAUUCGUUGGACUUGGCUGAUGCUAAUGGCUCCAUCGUGUUUUUCGACAACCCCAGUCCGACCCGCAACUACUCACAGCCAGGAUAUCAAGUCCUUGGGUCAUCGGUACCUACAGCUGCCAUCCCUGAACUCGGAAACCUCACCAACCCCCACUGGCAGUCGGCAAAAACGCUCAACUUCACGCAUGUCAAAGAGCUCGGAGUUGUUGGUGUCAUCGCAUCGUGGGUGGACACCUCGGAUGCUAAUGGCGCAUUACAAUUCCUGCCAAACUCCGGCGCUCCUGGCAAUGGCUCAGUCCACUACGAUGUGCCUGGGCUAUACGUCGGAAACUCAACUGGCGAGACAAUUCGGAAAUUAGUGCAGGAGAACAGAGUUCAAAGCGCGACUAUUGUCUUGGAUGCACCAACGGUGCAGGCCACUACCACAACUGUCAUCGGACAUCUGGCAGGAAAGAGUGGUUCAAAUGACACAGUCAUUGUGUACACACACUCUGACGGACCGUCGAUCAUUGAGGAAAACGGUCCUAUUCUUCUGUUGACGAUGGCAGAGUAUUUCGCUUCCCACCCUCUCAGUAUCAGUGUCGAUUUUGUUAUGACCACUGGACAUAUAUCGGGCGGGCAUGUGAAUGAGAGCAGUUGGAUGGCUGCUCGCCCCGACAUUCUCGCCAAUGCCAAAGCAGCCGUGGUCUGCGAGCAUUUCGGAGCACUCGAAUGGAAGGACAAUCAUAGUUCUGGCAAGCCUGUUUACGAGCCUACAGGACAGCACGAGCCGAUGUGGACGAUGGUCAACUCAUCCAGUGCAAGUGACCACUUGCACCAGCUAUACCUUGACGCUUUUGCGGGCACUAACGACGCCCUACGUAUGGCCAUGAUUUCACCGCAAACUGUCAACGGCGUGAGGUCACAAUGGUACGGCGCUGGUGGCAGCAGCCUCUUGGGGUACUCGACGAUUCCCACGGUGGGUAUCAUUCCUCAGCCAGACUACCUUUGGGCAGCUAUGGUCGACGGUGGCUGGAGUAAAUUGGACGUGGAGAUGGCCAUUACUCAGGUCAAUGUAAUCCUGAAGCUAAUAGAUAGCAUAGACAAGCAGUUUGUUGCAGGGUAG